This is a messenger RNA of Cydia amplana, 3550 nucleotides long. RefSeq lists its product as uncharacterized. The record is from RefSeq and is a predicted model, not a curated record. The transcript has 2 exons. NCBI's taxonomy places the organism in Eukaryota, Metazoa, Arthropoda, Insecta, Lepidoptera, Tortricidae. Gene Ontology annotation, biological process: proteolysis. The coding region runs from base 93 to 3404 and encodes 1103 amino acids. Gene Ontology annotation, molecular function: aspartic-type endopeptidase activity.
ACAGGACCCCUAUUGACCAUCCCUGGUUAUACGUGGCGCCCAGCGUUCGGAUUGUGUUACGAAAUAGCAAUUAGACGGGAAUUGCGUGCAAAAUGCCACCGAAAAAAGACAUGGCCGCCGCCGAUUCAAACACGGGUGCGAAGCUGAAAAGCUCACCUUCCACUCCGACAUUGGCGACAUCGGAGCCGUCUUUUAAUUUAACGAUGCCACAAGAGUACCUAACUAUUUUGUUGCAACAAAUGCAACAAUCGCACAACGAAUUGUGUGAGAAGUUAGUGACGGCGACUCAAGCCACAACGCACCAACGCGACAGACACUUCGCCGGUUGCAAACUCAGCUUUAGCGGAGCUGAAGAUUCGGUCGAAGACGCCUUAGAGGUUUUUGUCGAUGGCAUCCAAACAUACAAAGAUUGUGCUAAGAUAUCUGAUGAAAAUGCAGUACGCGGAUUGUCAUUUUUAUUCACCGGACUCGCGGCAACAUGGUGGAAUGGCGUUCGUAAAAGCAUAAAAACGUGGAACGAAGCCAUUACCGACCUACAACAUGCAUUUGGCAAGCGGAAGGCUCCUUUCCUCAUAUUUCGAGAGAUAUUCCGCGAAGAACAAGGCGAUGAAAAGACAGAGAUUUUCAUAUGUAAAAUUCGUGCAUUGAUAGCUCAGCUGCCAUAUUCGUUCGAAGAAAAUAUUCAAAUUGACAUUGUCUACGGUUUACUAAACCGACGGAUACGGAAGCGAGUCCCCCGCGAUGACGUCAAGUCGUUCAACGAUUUAUUUCGAAAAACUCGAUCAGCCGAAGAUUCACUGGCUGAAGUGAACGAGACGAACGGAACGACAUCCGUGAACGCAUCAAACGUCAACGCUGUCAAUGGCCGAACUGUCAACCGAAAUAAUGGAAACGAUCGGAACUCCGAAAAUAAAACAAGUACCGCGUCUUCUGAUAAUAAACAAUUAAAACAGAAAACCUUCACGCGACAAAGUGCUACUAAUGAAAAUAAAGUGUCGAACGAUACGAACUCUACCGCGAAACCAAAAUCAAGUCGUUUUUGUAAUUAUUGCAAGUUAUUCGGACAUAAUAAAGAUAAUUGCAAAUGGUUGCUCGCGAAACGUUCAGACACGACGGUUACUUCUACCGAUAACAGUGACAAUGCAAAAAGUGAAAAGUUUUCGUGUUAUGGCUGUGGAACCCCUGGAGUGGUUCGCGCCAACUGCCCGCGAUGUAAACAAGACCCCGGCGCUGCAGGGAGCAGCGGAGGCGUCGCAUUCUGCGCAUUCUCGACUGAAGAAGAAGCUACGACGACGGAGUCUACCACACCUGUCGAUAUAUGCGCGCGCGAGACAAACACACACAUUUACACACUUACACUAGAUGAGUACCUUCUACUGGGACAACAAGCCGACAGACCGCGACCUAUUCUUCCUAUUACCGUCUGUGGACGCGAAGGUCGUGCAGUCGUCGACACAGGUGCGGAGAGGAGUGUUGCAGGUGAAAGUCUGUACAAAUUAAUGAAGAACUCCGGUAAGUCAUUUACCCCUUCCACUUUGAAUAUUAAAUAUGCCAAAGGGCGUUCUGAAGUAGAAGAUAUACUCUCCAUAAACAUCACUAUUGUGUUAAAAGGAAAACCUAUACCUAUGAAUUUUAUAAUCUUCCCCGAAGCUACCGGUAAUCAAACCUUGUUAGGCAUGGACUUCAUAUUCAGAUCAGGAUUAAAGACUGAUUUUGACAACCAUACCUGGAGCUUUAGAGGUGAACCUGACAUUCAGUAUGAACUACAAUACGAACAUGACCCUGUAGCCAUAGCUGCAUGCAAACCUACUGAGGCAUCUCAGAAACUUCGUGAUAAUGAAGGUAUCACACUCAAUAAUGAACAACGGGACAAGUUGUCCUCACUCCUUGACCGUCACCGGGAUACUUUCAAUCUAGGGGGAGAGCCAACCACAUAUGCUGUCCAUCAUAUUGAGUUGAUAAAUAAAAAUAUACAACCUAUCUCUGUACCACCUUACAGAUUACCAGAGCCUAAGAAGGAAGCCCUGCGAGUGGAACUCGAGAAAAUGCUGAAAGAUGAUGUCAUCGAAGAGUGCGAGUCUCCAUGGUCUGCUCCUGUGGUACUAGUACCGAAGAAAGACAAUACUAUAAGAGUUUGCAUUGACUACAGAAAACUGAAUGCAGUAACCAAACCCGAUCGAUACCCGCUGCCAAGAGUGGAUGACAUAUUGCAUGGAACUGGCAAGUUUAAAUACAUAUCUGCCUUAGACCUUCGUGCUGGAUAUUGGCAGGUACCAGUCGCAAUGGAAGAUCGUGAUAAAACCUCAUUUGUAACACCACUAGGAAUGUACCGCUUUAAGCGAAUGCCUAUGGGACUGCGAAACUCUGGAUCUACAUUCCAAAGAUUAAUGGAUAGAUUUCGUUCCAACCUUCCCAAUGUAACAUUACUGGCUUAUCUUGAUGAUGUCCUGAUCCUCUCAGAUAGUUUUGAGAAGCAUCUCCAAGACAUGGAAGCUGUAUUUCAGAGACUCAAACUUUUCAAGCUGCGAGUGAACAGAGAAAAGAGCACUUUUGCCUGCGAAUCAGUGAAGUACCUCGGACACAUCCUGUCAGCCGAUGGAAUCCAACCUGACAUCGAGAAGACUAAGGCCAUCAGUGAGAUGAAGGAACCACUCAAUGACAAACAUCUGAAGACCUUCAUCCAGACUUGCUCCUGGUUUCGGAAAUUCAUUCCCGAUUUUGCGAAGAUAGCAAGACCACUGACAAUGUUACUUAAAAAGAACCAAAACUGGAUCUGGGGAGAAGAUCAAGUCAAGGCAUUCAAAGAGUUGAAGAAAUGCCUCACAUCCGCGCCAAUCCUACGGCAAGUUGACUAUACCUUACCUUUUACACUUAGAGUUGACGCGAGUGGAUACGCUUUGGGAGCUGUUCUGCUUCAAGGUCAAGGCUAUGACGAGCGACCUGUAGAAUACGCGAGCAGACUACUCACGAGCGCCGAACGGAACUAUGCAGAUCAAAAGCGUAGACCACAUGAAAGUUAUAACAUCGGCGAUAAGGUCCUUUUGAAAACACACGUCCUAAGUAACCAAACAAAGGGCAUAACUAGCAAAUUUGCGCCCCGACGUGACGGACCAUAUACUAUUUCAAAGAUAGUAAGUCCGACUACUUAUAUGUUAACAAACAAUGGUGAAACUGUUGGUAAAUACCAUGUGUCAGACUUGACUACAUACCAUCAGAAGAGUGGUGAUGAACCUGCAGAGCCCAUCAUGCCACAAAGGAAGAGAGGUAGACCGCCUAAGCGAGCACCUGCUACCCCUACUCCGCCUGCAACUGGUGAGAAGAAGAGAGGAAGACCACGCAAGAAGCAACCUGUGUGUCGGCCCAUGGGCGAGGACGUCCCCAUGGCCCGAAGGGGGAGCCUGUAGCGCAGCCCUUAGUUCCCACACAGACGUGUAGACACACCUUCAUACACACGUCUGUGAACCCCUUAAUCUUCAUACACUCACCAUUCAUCACAUUCACUCUAACCAAUCACUCAAUCACCUCGCGUGCGCCAUAUUGGCAGUCCGAU